CAGUAGCACCUUGUGGGACUCCUUUGUGUGUGCGUGCAUGUGUCUGCGUGUUUGUGUGUGUGCGCGCGCGUGUGUGUGCUUGUGUGUGUAGCUUUACAUUACCUUAGCGGUUGAUUUCAUUUCAUAUUUGUGAAACAGUCACUGUGUGUGUGUGUGUGUGUGUGUGUGUGUGUGUGUGUGUGUGUGUGUGUGUGUGUGUGUGCUUGGACAAACGGCCAGGAGGUCACUUAGUGUGCCAGCCACUAAUUGGAGCAAAUUUGACUGAGCAAGAAAAGAGCCGGCUCGAAAAUUCCAGCGCUGCUUUGCACAGGCCGCUCUUUGUUGUCCCUUGCCUUCUAUUUGUUCUCUUGUGUGCUGUGUUAACAGUUAUCUCGCUCUCGCUCACACGCUUCCCCUUGAAAGGGUCUUUAGCCCCUCCGCCCCCCCAAAAGCGAAGCUCACAGAACACCACACAAGUCAGACGGGACCUCACCAGGGUCUUCUGCCUGCCGGGACCACCGCCGCCGCCAUGAUCCUGAGGCCUCCAGAGGAGUCGGGACUUGUCUUCGUAAAAUGGAACACGGUUACCCCUUAUUGGUCGUCCAGGGGAGGCUGAGCCUGGAGUCCAGUUGGUGGGACUCUCCUGCUGAUCUUCUGUCAGGUUGGAAUUUGAGAUGAUUGGAGACGUGAGCAGCCAUGGGGAGCGUCAGAACGCGGAGGAGCUGGAGUGCAAGAUCUGCUACUGCGGCUACAACUUGGGGAGCCGCCGACCCAAGGUUCUGGAAUGCUGCCACCGCCUAUGUGCCAAGUGCCUCGCCAAGAUUCAGGACCUAGGAGAGUCGCCUCCCAGCACCGUGAUCUGCCCCUUCUGCCGUUACGUCACCAGGCUACUCGGAGAGGCGGCCAGCAGUCUCCCGGACGACUACAACCUGCUAACCGCAUUGGCGCUAGGGAGCUGCAGCCAGAGGUCCCAGAGGAACCUUCAUUUCCACCAAGACGAACUGCUCCUGAACCCCCGGCACCUGAGCUCCUUGAUGGGAAACGAACCGACCUCGACGUCCCCUUCGUCCACCUCUGCUUACUCCUCCAUCCGAGGCUCUCCUAACUUUGUGGUCAUCACCAUCAUGGAGCCUCCGCCGGCCUCCUCCCCAGGGCAGGACCAGCCCGGCGGAAACCUGAUCUCCAACCGGGGGUUCCGCUCCUCCAGCCAAGACUCCAUGGCGUCCAUCACGCAGAGGUGGACCCUGUGGAACUGCGCCGCCCUGCUGUGCCAAACGUCGGCCCGGGCCCUGGUGUGGGUGCUAGGCCUGCUCUACUUCAGCUCGCUGCCCAUGGGCGUGUACCUCCUCAUCAUGCAGCAGACCACUGUGGGGGUCCUGCUGGUGAGCCUGGUCCCCGCCAGCCUGGUCAUGGUGAUUGUCUACGGCUUCUGCCAGUGUGUAUGCCAGGAGGUCUGGAACUGCAUGCCACCGUAGCGGGACCUCUUGUACCUCGGACUGAAAGUGGGUUAAGAGUGGGGCCAACGCAUAGGAGUCUCCUCAUCUGUUCAGUAUUAAACUUUUUUGUCCCGUUAGGGCCACCGUACUUCAAGCAGCUGACUCAAAACAACACACUACAGUGGUACACUGCACAAACUCAAAAUCUUACCAAGAAUAUUUGUCUUCUAGUCAAAACGAAUCUGAUUCCACUUACAAUAAAACUGAGUCAUCAUCUAAAAAGUCACUUGUUUCAUGAUUGUUUUUACUUGAAAUAAGUGGAAAAAAAAUUUAAGAUUUUUUUUCUUACUCCACUGGCAAUGUUUUCUACUUAUUUCAAGUGUAAUUCUGCUUGAAACGAGUGAAAAUUGUUUGAAACGUCACUUUUUAGGUGAUGCGUCUUAAUUUAAGUGUAAUCAGAUUAGGUUUGACUGGAAAUACAUUUUUUGUAAGAUUUUGAGUUGUUGCAGUCUACGUUGACUUACGAGUGUCUCAAUUUUUUGGAGUUAUGAGCCGAUUAUUAUUUUUUUCCCUAGGAAUUAUGAGUGAGCUUCAGAUACGUCGCUGACGCACUGGGACAAACACACGAAUACAAAAUUAGGUAAAUGAAUAAAUACAAUGAGAACACUCACAAGGAGCAGCUGUAGGCCCACAACUCAAACCCAGACGCUCACACGAAGACUAAUGUUCUUGUCCCUCAGUAGGCCACACCUCUUAAAGGCACACUACAAACACGUUUACAGCUGUUGUUGUGGCUUGGCUUGUCCCGACGUACGGUUGUAAUUGUAAAGACACUUCAUGAAAGCAGUUUGACUUUACAGAAAACGGACGGAUGGAUUGAUUUUUACUACUUCUACUACAUGUAUUUUUGUUCUCCCUUUGACAUUUUGCGCCCCCGUUCAUAGAGGACAUUUACAUUAAUUUACAUUAAUGUGUCUUUAAUAUUUGUUAAAGCAUAGUAAAAUAAAUCAAUUAAUAAAUACAAUAAACGUUAUCCAUCCCCCA
This is a messenger RNA of Phyllopteryx taeniolatus (common seadragon), 2459 nucleotides long. It is a transcript of the gene rnf182, whose product is annotated as ring finger protein 182. NCBI's taxonomy places the organism in Eukaryota, Metazoa, Chordata, Actinopteri, Syngnathiformes, Syngnathidae. The transcript is spliced from 2 exons. Bases 654 to 1454 code for a protein of 266 amino acids. The record is from RefSeq and is a predicted model, not a curated record.